Messenger RNA from Rhinichthys klamathensis goyatoka, 1422 nucleotides. It is a transcript of the gene nudt19, whose product is annotated as nudix (nucleoside diphosphate linked moiety X)-type motif 19. The transcript is spliced from 3 exons. The record is from RefSeq and is a predicted model, not a curated record. Lineage: Eukaryota; Metazoa; Chordata; Actinopteri; Cypriniformes; Leuciscidae. Gene Ontology annotation, cellular component: mitochondrion. The coding region runs from base 91 to 1293 and encodes 400 amino acids. Gene Ontology annotation, molecular function: hydrolase activity, acting on acid anhydrides, in phosphorus-containing anhydrides.
CUCUGUGCUGUCCUGUCCUUCACGCCAUUGUAGACCGAUGUCGAAAGUUUCCGGAUAAGUAUAGCUGUGAUCAUGUAAGCAGGGAGCAAGAUGAACACGGCGCUGAAACACUGGAGAGAGGCGGCGACGGUGAUCCUGGCGGCCGGGCUGAGACACACUCCGAGUGCGGACUCUCUUAAAGCAGGUCUGGGAAAAGUCACUGAUAUAGCGCACAAAUCUGCCUUCGACUAUCAAGUGCUGCUGCUGAAACGGAGCGGUCGCAGCGGGUUCAUGCCCAAUGCCUACGUGUUUCCCGGGGGGGUGGUGGAUUCGUCUGACUUCUCCAGCGAGUGGCAGGAGAUCUUUAAAGCCUUUACGAAAGCGCCCAACUACGGCAUCGGAGUUGUGAAGCAGCCGCCGGCGACCAGGCCACCCAUUUUCGCCACUGACAGAUCUCAGCUGGGAUCUCCGAUACCGGGAGAUGUGGCUUUCAGGAUCUGUGCGGUGAGAGAGACGUUUGAGGAGUCAGGUGUGCUCCUGGCGGUUCCCAAACACGAGGAAAGCGGGAUUCGCGUGCACAAGGAUGAUGCUUAUAACAGUGACAGCCAGCCAACACUGACCAGAUUGAGCGGACUGUGGAGUAAAGACGUGCUGUCUAAGUGGAGAUCUCUGGUUAUUGGUAACCCGGCGAAUUUUAUCAAGAUGUGCAGGGAGUUGCAGUGUCUGCCCAACAUCUGGGCUUUGCAUGAAUGGGGGAAUUGGCUGACACCCAUAGGCGUGUACGGCAAACAGAGGCGGUACGACACAGCAUUUUACAUCUGCUGCCUACACGAGAUUCCAUACACGCUUCACGACGAGAAGGAAAUCGUUCAUUUUAAGUGGUCCACUCCCUCAGAUGUGCUGCACAGCUACAAAUCAAAGGAAAUCUGGAUAGCUCCACCUCAGUACUACGACCUUGGACGAAUGUGCCAUUUUCCAGCUCUCAGAGAUCUCCAUCGCUUUGCCUGGCAGAGGUCUUUGGAGGGAUGUGAGCAGUGGCUGCCUAUUUACCUGGCGUCACCUGACUGCUAUGCAAGUCUUUUACCAGGGGACGCUCUGUACCCAGAGAAAGUGGACACUUCUGGAAAGAGUGGUGUAGUUAAAAUUGACAAAAGCCUCGAAGAGCUCCAGCAGGACAGUGCAAACAUGCACCGCUUUGUCGGUCAGGAUCCAUAUUCAAUAUCUAUCCAUAUGAACAUCAGGCCCAAGUAUAACCACCUCCCGCCCCUCUGCGGUGAAGAUGUGGGUGGCACCUCCAAAAACAGUAAACUCUGACACUUACCUGUCACUACCAUAGUGGCAGGACUGAUGGACAAAGCCUAGAUGGAUUUUUAAUUAGCUGAUUUCGACACACUGAUGUGUCCCUUGACCUAUGCAAUGUAGUUUGAUAUAUGGUCCAUUUAA